This is a messenger RNA of Morus notabilis, 2267 nucleotides long. RefSeq names its product GTPase Der. The transcript is spliced from 9 exons. The record is from RefSeq and is a predicted model, not a curated record. The coding region runs from base 242 to 2188 and encodes 648 amino acids. NCBI's taxonomy places the organism in Eukaryota, Viridiplantae, Streptophyta, Magnoliopsida, Rosales, Moraceae. Gene Ontology annotation, molecular function: GTP binding.
AUUGCGAAACAAACGGGGCAAAAUAGAGUAUUCAUUUUUUAGAGUAGUCGUAGUCUCGUAGAGAGUUAAGAAUUUCGAGAAGGUAGUAGUAGUAUCUGUCUAAGCACUCCCAUUGAUAUGACUUUGGUUUCUUCCAUUUUUCACGAUGUUAACAAGUGAUUGUAAGUAACUGCGCAAAACUCUGGUUUACUCCGUCGGACCAAAGAAGUAGAAGAAGAAACAGCCAACUUUUCUGGUGGGCAUGUCUCAUUCAUGGGUCCGAGCGCUUUCGGCUUGGAAGAAGAAUUUCGUUUUGGGUUUGUUUCGUCGCAAAACUAUAUCUCUGCCUCAUACCUUGGAACCCAGAAACUCCCUUGGUUCGACUUCAGCAGUUCAUAAUUGUGACGAAUUUACAUCCAUUUUAGGAUCCCUUCUUAUUGUAACUGUAUCACGGGGCAGGAACUGCUGUAGGUCCUUUUCGAGCCUCCGUCAUUGUAUUGUCGAGGAUACCGGGGAAGUUCGCAAGGUACCCAAUAAUAAGUUGUCUGGUUUUGGUUCAUCUGAUGCUUCAGAUGGCGGUUUUGAUGUCUCUCCUUUAAGUCCUGUUAGUGAUAAUGAUAGUGAAAUUGGGAAGGCUCACGAUAGGUAUCGAAAACCGAUUGACUUCACCAAAGUGAAAAAGAAUUUGCUUCCAACUGUAGUUAUUAUUGGACGUCCCAAUGUGGGCAAGUCAGCCUUGUUUAAUCGUUUAAUUCGGAGGAGGGAGGCACUUGUGUACAACACUCCGGAUGAUCAUGUUACUAGGGACGUCAGAGAGGGCAUUGCAAAGUUGGGUGAUUUACGAUUUAGGGUACUGGAUUCAGCAGGCUUAGAAACGGAGGCAACUUCAGGCUCUAUUCUUAAAAGAACUGCAGGAAUAACGUCAAAUGUGCUCGGAAGAUCACAGUUUGCCAUAUUCCUUCUAGAUGCGAGAGCUGGACUGCACCCCCUCGAUAUGGAGGUUGGAAAGUGGUUGCGCAAACAUGCACCUGGAAUCAAGCUUGUAGUAGCGUUGAACAAGGCUGAAUCUCUUUUCGAUGGCAGAGAAUCUCUUGAAGCGGCAGCUGCUGAAGCUUACAGAUUAGGAUUUGGGGACCCUAUUGCUAUAUCAGCUGAAACUGGAUUGGGCUUGCAAGAUCUUGAUGAGGCUCUUAGGCCAUUGCUUGAGGAUUAUGUGCUCAAAGUCUUAAAUGAUGAAGGUGUUGAGGGGAGUAAUUUCACUCAGGACAACGAUUCCUCUGAGGUUGAGGAGAGUAAGCUGCCAUUACAGUUGGCAAUUGUGGGACGGCCUAAUGUUGGGAAGUCAACCUUGCUUAAUUCAUUGUUACAAGAAGAUCGUGUUUUGGUGGGUCCAGAAGCUGGACUGACAAGAGAUUCAAUCAGAGCUGAGUUUGAAUUUCAAGGAAGAACCAUAUAUCUGGUUGAUACUGCAGGUUGGCUGCAGAGGACUAAAGAUGAGAAAGGACCAUCAUCCUUGAGCAUUAUGCAAUCAAGAAAGAGUAUUAUGAGGGCUCAUGUAGUUGCUUUGGUGCUUGAUGCUGAAGAGAUUGCAAAAGCUAAGAGAAGCAUGACGCAUACUGAAGUCGUUAUAGCUAGACGAGCUGUAGAAGAAGGACGCGGUUUAGUUGUAAUUGUGAAUAAAAUGGAUCUUUUGAGAGGAAAACAAGAAUAUAAAAGAGUUAUGGAAUCUGUUCCUGAAGAAAUUCAGACCGUGAUAAUACCCCAGGUGACGGGAAUACCUGUUGUAUUUAUAGCAGCAGUGGAGGGAAAGGGCAGGAUAGCUGUAAUGCGGCAGGUCGUCGAUACAUAUGAGAAAUGGUGUUUAAGAUUGCCCACAGCUCGUCUUAACCGUUGGUUGCGUAAGGUUAUGAGUAGGCAUUCUUGGAAAGAUCAGGCUGCACAACCUAAGGUCAAGUACUUUACGCAGGUGAAAUCCCGACCGCCUACUUUCAUCGCCUUUGUGAGCGGCAAAACACGUCUUUCGGAUACAGACAUUAGGUUCUUGACAAAGUCUUUGAAAGAAGACUUCGAUUUGGGUGGAAUUCCCAUCAGGAUCAUGCAGAGGAUUGUUGAAAGAAAAGUCGGGGCUAGCGGUAGCAAGCCGCCUAGCCAGUCCGGUGGGAGAACGGCGGAAAGGACCUUUUCUGACAAGAGAUGUGCAUCUACUUGAAUAACAAUCUUAACUUGAACAGAGGGUCACAAUUUUGGUUCCUAAUUCUGUGAUCAUGUUUCAUAGGGUCACUAUUAUG